GGUCCUGCAUCAUAUUUCCUGUUACCAAUCAGAUUGUAACAAAAUUUCGAUCAAUUUCAAAAAUGUCCCAAUACCGCUCCCUCAGCACUACUGAAGUCUCCAGAGCAUUGCCGUGAGAGUCCGCUUUUGCGCACCCUUUCAUGGGUUUAUCUGCUAGGGGUGUUAACAAUAUCUGAUGGUAUUUAUGGAAGCAAGUGGAACAGGCAGAAAUUCGGAUAAGAGGAUUCAAAAGAAUGCAAAAAAUGUCAUACCAAGAAACUUAUCUUAAGGAUUUAACAUUUUUUAUAUAUAUAUACAAAGAUAUCUAGUGGAGGCAAAACACAGUAGAAAUGAUUAUAAAGGGCUUGCUGAGGAGAUAUGAAAGAUGGAAUCCAGUGCAUCCUACAUACGGAGCCUUCUGGGGCAUGGGAAUAGGUAUUGGCUGUGGUGUGGGAUGGGGUCCUGGAUUUGGUCCUGAGGCAAUUGGUUAUGUUGGAGCUGGCUGUGGUGUUGGAUUCAGCGUUGGCUUCUCUCUGCUUGGAAUUGGCAUUGGCCUUCCUGCCAAUUACAUCUAUACAGUUCCUUACAAUGCCUUCACAGCUACCAGAAGUGGUGCUAUAGAUAUGGCUCGAUCCACUGGUAUACUAAGAGAGAGUCGGUGUUACCUCGAUUCAAACAUUUCUGGCUUGCAAGAAAGGGCUCUGCGAGCUUUUUCAAGCUUAAGGGUCAAAGAAUCAUUAGGGAAGGUGGUAGAUUCGUCUGAAAUGCUGACCAAAAUGUCCUUUCCCAAUCAAUUGAUGGAUCGUCUAAAACAAGGCAUCAAUGACUUACUUCAUCCUUGCAAAGGUUUAAAGGAUUAACAGCAUGGAGCGGAGCACAAUGUUUUUCUAGCACAGAGGGAUCAAUGUACAACUAAUUUCAUUGGCCUUUGCUUUUGCCUUACAACAGAGUUCUGUUGGCUUA
This is a messenger RNA of Nicotiana tabacum (common tobacco), 942 nucleotides long. RefSeq names its product cadmium-induced protein AS8. The record is from RefSeq and is a predicted model, not a curated record. NCBI's taxonomy places the organism in Eukaryota, Viridiplantae, Streptophyta, Magnoliopsida, Solanales, Solanaceae.